AUGAACGACGAUCCGAAAAACUCCCUGCGGAGCUGUACAUCCUGCCGCGCACGCAAGAUCCGCUGCGACAAGCUGAGGCCUUCCUGCCACGCGUGCGUCAAGAACCGUCUAUCCUGCGAGUACCCGACCACCACGAGACGUGCGGCCCCGCGGCCGCGGCGGGAUGUCGUCCUCAUGGAGCGUCUCGCCAAGCUUGAGGCCGUGAUCGGGGAGCUGGCUACCGGUGGCGGUCCCACUGCUGCGGGGGGGGGGCGGCGGUGCUGGGAGCGAGAGCGAUGCCGGUGAUGGGAAUCUGGAGGCGUGCGGGAGCGGGGGUGGGAGUGGGGAUACGACGAGGGGAUUGGGAGAAUUGGAGGCCGGGUUGGGAAAGUUGCUUGUUUCCGAGGGCAAGUCGAGAUAUAUCAGCCCGAGAUUCUGGGCGAGCUUGAGCGAGGAGGUGGGUUUCGCUUUCUUCCAUACCCUCCCAUACCCCAUUUCCAUCCGCUACCUUCGCCGUUGGCCCUUUGGUGGCCCGAUUCGCCGUCUCACCAUGCGAGUGGGUGGCAGAGAUCUUCUCAAGUCACGCUCUAGCUAGUUUGGGCAAAGAGCGGGCGUGCAUCGACGACUACAAUUCUAACCCUAUAACUAGGUAGCCGACCUCAAAUCCCUCAUUGAAGAGUCGCCUCCCGCAACUGCCACCUCUCCAGCAUCGCCGGAUGAAACCUUGGUUAUGCCCUUGUCCCACCUCUUCAGGUCCCCCGCCGAAGACUUGUCAACCUUCUAUCCUACUCCCGCCCAGGCCGCCCGUCUGUACGAAAUUUUUGUCGUCUCCGUCGAUCCAGUAGUACGGCUUCUACACAAGCCAACCUUUGAAUCAAAGCUUGCGAGGCUACAAGAGCAUGACCCUCUGCAUCCCGACAGGGGCUUUGAAGCUCUCGCCUUUUCAGUGUAUUAUGCCGCCGUUAAUAGCCUUCACCCGGAUAAUGUGCAGCAAAUGUUUGGCACGGAUAAACCCUACUUACUAAACAAAUAUCGUGUAGCUGUAGAACUUGCCCUGGCUAAUGCCGGAUUCCUGCAAAGUGAAGAACUGAUGACAUUACAAGCCCUUGUCCUGUUCAUCGUAAGCCCUCAACCCCGUUUCCUAGAGCGGAUCGGAACUAAUGGUCAAAGAGCUGCUCCCGAGCUCCAGAUGACACCCGAACUCCGUGGGUGCUCGUCGGCGUAGCAAUUCGGAUAGCGCAAAGCAUGGGCCUUCACAGGGACGGGGAAAGCUUUAACAUAAACCCCUUGGAAACCGAAAUCAGGCGGAGACUUUGGUACGAAAUCUGUCUGCUCGACCUGCGAACAGCGGAGGAGCAUGGCUCCGACCCGGGUAUAUCCACCCGGAGUUAUGACACCAAGUUACCGCUCAACAUAGAAGAUACCGACAUUCUCCCCAAUUCCGCUUAUCCGAUAAUCCCGAGAAAGGGCUUCACCGAGAUGACCUUCUGCCUGAUACGCUUCGAAGUCCUGGACUGCCUCAGGGUAGUGGCUAAAUCUACGCCCGGAGCGGGCAAGGUCAAAGGAGCCGAACAACUCACCUUGGGGGAGAAGGAAAAGAUGCUGGAUGAAUUAGCCUCGAAAUUAAGAACAAAGUAUCAAGCAGGGCUGGACCUCACCAUCCCCAUCCAGAAGAUAACCGAUAUGGUCAUCCGGCUGAUGGUAGGGAGGGCUUUGCUGUCUCUGUACCACCCAUUGAGACACUUUAAAGAUGGCUCGCUGUUGAACCAGGAGAAAAAGGACAAGUAUGCUUAUCGCCCGAGCCAUGCGUGAAACAAUGCUGAUCCCAGAAGACUGUUCCGGACGGCGGUGGAAGCCUUAGAGUGCUCCGCAUUCUUGGUAAGCGAUCGUGACAUUGCACGGUACGACCAAUGGAACUGGCUCUUCCAAAAAUACAACCAGGCACAUGCAACCGGCCUCGUGCUAUCCGAGCUCAUAGUAAGGCCACCCUUUGGCACGGAUCGCAUGGUGGAGAGGGCAUGGGCGGCGAUGGACUUGCUCCUUGAUAGCAAACCUUGGAAGCGGGAGCAUCCCCUCAUGGCGGAGAGAGUGUGGAGACAAUUGGACAAGCUUAAGGACAAGGCGCUCGCCAGGAGAAGGAGGGCAAGGCAGGAGUUGGAAAUGGCGCAGAGGCAGAGACCAAGUGAAUCGCUGUCGCCAGGAGAAAGUGAUAUGUGGGAGGGAGUGGACGUUGAGGAUGCGCCCAUUGAUUGGGUGAGUUGUCGUGAUCACUAUCGCUACCUGUGAAUGCUGAAAUGCGCUGACCAUAAACAGAGGGAAUGGGACGAAAUGUUUCAAUACAUCAAGAUGGAUAUUGAGUAGAAAUGUUUCGCCGGGGAGAUAGGCCGCAAGCCGGGUUUGGGACGGAGGACGGAUCGGGGUAAAUAACGCUUAACAAAUACCUGCAAUGGGUUAGUGGGGUUAGUGAUACAAGUACAAUGAUAGAGCCACAGUGGCAGCAUUAA
Tuber aestivum (summer truffle) is the source of this 2483-nucleotide messenger RNA. NCBI's taxonomy places the organism in Eukaryota, Fungi, Ascomycota, Pezizomycetes, Pezizales, Tuberaceae. The record is from the annotation of a GenBank genome assembly.